Messenger RNA from Auanema sp. JU1783, 1509 nucleotides. Lineage: Eukaryota; Metazoa; Nematoda; Chromadorea; Rhabditida; Rhabditidae. The record is from the annotation of a GenBank genome assembly.
AUGGAAACAAAUGAAAAAUCUGAACCUCUAAACAAACUGUCUAUCGAAAUAGAUAGUUCCAAAAGUGAAAUUACCUUUGAUGACAUAUCUGUACCUCAUUCCAAUGAUUCUAAUGAUAUUAACAGCACAAACACUUCCAAGUAUUUUCCAAACAGUUCCAGUGAGGCCGAAGACGAUAAACGUAUAAGGCGUUCUACUAGAGAUAUUAGACGUCCAAAAUUUGAUGAUGAACUAGUAGAGAGCGGAAUAACACAUUCACCAAAGAAAAGGACGAGCUCGGAGCAUUCUGGUAAUCCGCACGAUGUCUUAUCUCCUCAUGAAUCUCUUAUACUAAGCAAUAUAUCUAUGGAAACAGAUCUCGAUAUGUCUGCAGAGAGAAAGAAAGAAUCUCCCAUGAAGCAUGGUUUAAGGAAACGAACAGCUUCCAUUAUACGAGAUCGCCAAGCAUUAGAAGAUGCGAUGUAUAUGGAGGAAACAGCAAGGCUGGAAAAACGUAAAAGAGAAGCAAGAAUUGCUAACAAAGAUAUUCGGGCUAAGGAGAUCGCAGCAGCUCAUGAUAAGGCUGAAGCAUUAUCAGCAGAUAACCUGAAGUCUUGGACGAGAAACGAUGAUGUAGCCCUUAUCACAGCUGUUACUCAUGUAUGUGACUUAAAGACGGUUUUUGAGAAUGUGGAAUUCAGUAAGGAUUACUCUUUAGUAGAAAUUGAAGAGAGAUGGUAUCAGUUGAUGUAUGAUGAUGUUUUGUCUAGGCAAGCAAAAAAAAGAAUAAACGAAAUGCAGUUACAAGACUUGAUUAGGAUUCAGUCAAACACUCCUUUCACAAAAAGAGAAGAGAAUGUGUUAUGUACAGUUCCCUCAACUCCUAUGCCGGAAAUCAGCACUAUGGAGGAUUUGUUGAGAAGUCGUCCAGAAGAGUUCCACUCAGCAAGGAAUGCUCAAGUGCUGUUGGAUCAUUGGCAUUUGAUGAAAGUAAGUGGAAUUCUACCUAGUUCACAACCACCUCCAGGACCUCAUAUUGCGCCUAUAAAUUGGGAAAAAAUAGAAAAAACUGCUUCAACAAACGAAACUCAUUUGGAUGAGACGCGCAGUUUGAAGGCCGCGGCCGCUUGUGCUAUCGCACAACAAAAGUGGGCGAAGGUUGGCGUAGAACCUGUCACGGGAAUAGCCAAUGAUUCCCAACUCGAAGAUAACGUUGUCGCAGUUAUCCGAGGCCGAGUUGUACGGUUUCUUAUAAGAACUGACAAAAUAACUGUGGGACGAUCCACACAUAAAUCGAAAGUGGAUGUUAAUUUGGCACUAGAGGGUCCUGCGUUAAAAAUUUCUCGUCGGCAAGCUAUAAUAGAGAGAGCCCCAUUAACUGGGGACUUCUCUAUACUUAAUAUUGGUCGACGGCCGAUACAUGUGGAUGGGAAAACGUUUUCUUGUGAUCAACGAACCCAGCUGAAGGAUGGUUCAGUUAUAGAGAUUUCACUUCUCCGGCUUGUCUUCCGUGUUGCACAUCACACCUGA